UUGCGACGUGUAGUGGUUUCUUCGAUACGUGGAUUUAGAUAGCAGAAAGUGGUCACGGAGAGUACAGCUUGCAUUUCGAAGUUGCUAAAGCAUUGGCAAUCUUCAUUCGGUCCGCAGUUCGUGUAGUGUUAGUUUAUUAGUGCUCUAGGAUCAUUACAAUAUAUAGGGCUUAAGUUUUUCUGUGAACAAAUAGUUAAAACAAUGCCUGCACCAGCUAGUUCCACCUCUGUCGGAAGCGGAAGUCGCUCACCUACGAAACCAUCGUCAGCACCACGGGCUAGCGCAGGAGGUUCUAGUAAUCUAAAGCAACGAAAGACUACCACCACCGCGACCGCAGCAAGGAAUCGCAACACGGGAACCGGAUCCGGUGGAAUGUGGCGUUUUUACACGGAUGACUCGCCCGGUAUCAAGGUUGGUCCAGUUCCAGUUCUGGUGAUGUCUCUUCUAUUCAUCGCGUCCGUUUUCAUGCUGCACAUUUGGGGAAAAUACACUCGUUCAUAAGAAGUUAGAGAUCUAAGUGAAUUUGUACUGCAAUGGUAAGCACGGGAAUACAUACGAGAUAAUUGUAAUUCGGGGUGUCUACAAUUCUAUCAAUUAAAGCGCUACCCGACGAACUCAUAGCCCUGUUUUUCAUGCAUUUUUUCGUUCAUUGCGAAAAAAGGAGAAGACAUACUUUUCCGAAAGCUAUACACAAUCCGUAUGAUUUUACAUGAAGUUUUUGCUUCAUGCUAUAUAUUCGUAUAAUUUAAAUCGUUCAAAGAAAUGUCCUUACUUGUAAGUUAAAUAUAGUAUAAUCCUGUUUACACA
Malaya genurostris is the source of this 807-nucleotide messenger RNA. It is a transcript of the gene Sec61beta, whose product is annotated as protein transport protein Sec61 subunit beta. Gene Ontology annotation, biological process: intracellular protein transport. The coding region runs from base 202 to 501 and encodes 99 amino acids. Gene Ontology annotation, cellular component: Sec61 translocon complex. The transcript is spliced from 3 exons. The record is from RefSeq and is a predicted model, not a curated record. Lineage: Eukaryota; Metazoa; Arthropoda; Insecta; Diptera; Culicidae.